AACAGCUACUGAACGGCUGAAGAGGUCGCAGUAAACACAACAUCCAUAAGAAGCGGUCGCCGACAUGCUGCUCUGCCGUGUGACCGCUUUAACCAGGCGGGGACUCAGUGUGAGGAGACUCGCGCUCUCCUUCAGUUCCGCUCCCGGGGCCGGAGUUCAGCCUCCUGCGGACUACAGAGACUCUGUGCUGCUGCCCCGCACUCAGUUCCCCAUGAAGACCAGCGGGCAGAAACUACUGGAUGUCGAGCUGCGGAUACAGCGGGAGUGUGGUUUCGACCAGCUGUACACGUGGCAGCAAGAGAGAAAAGCCAAGAAGGAGUUUUGCCUCCACGACGGUCCGCCUUACGCCAACGGAGACGCCCACGUCGGCCACGCCCUCAACAAGAUCCUGAAAGAUAUCCACAGUCGGUUUGAGGUGCUGCGAGGCAGGAAGGUGCACUAUGUCCCCGGCUGGGACUGUCAUGGUCUUCCCAUCGAGCUGAAAGCCUUAGGAGAGCUCAACACCUCUCACCUGACUCCACUACAGAUCAGACAGAAAGCUCGGGAGUUUGCAGAACGUGCGAUCGCGAGUCAGCGGGCAUCGUUCGAGCGCUGGGGUGUCAUGGCCGACUGGGAGAACUGUUACUACACGUUUAACGGGUCGUACGAGGCGGCGCAGCUCCGCGUCUUCCAGGACAUGCACAGCAAGGGCUUGAUUUAUCAAGACUAUAAACCUGUCUUCUGGUCUCCAUCUUCCAGGACAGCGCUAGCAGAAGCAGAGCUGGAGUAUAACUCUGAGCACAUGAGCACAGCAGUGUACGCUACCUUUCCUCUGAACACACUCCCACCUAAACUAGCAGCAAGCUUAGGGGAGAUGGGUAAGGUGUGUGUGCUGGUGUGGACAACACAACCGUGGACAAUUCCAGCCAAUCAGGCAGUGUGCUUCAUGCCCAAGUCACAAUACUCUCUUGUGAAGAGACGUGAUAAUGAGCAGCUCCUCCUGGUGGCCACUGAGCGCAUUACAAGCCUCAGCGCUACACUGAGCACUGAACUACAAAACCUGGCCUCAUUCACAGGCUCCGAUCUAGAGGGCGGAGUCUGCCAACAUCCCACACUUCCUGGAAAGGAGGUGCCCUUGUUGCCGGCCAAUCACGUGACCAUGUCUAAAGGAACGGGAUUGGUCCACACGGCUCCCGCUCACGGCAUGGAGGACUACAGCGUGGCCACUCACUUUCACCUGCCCGUGGAGUGCAUGGUGGACGAGGAGGGCAGGUUUACAGAGACGGCUGGUGCUGAGCUACAGGGGCAGAACGUGCUGAAGGAGGGAACAUCUACAGUGAUCUCGAUGCUGCGUGCUGCCGGAGCCUUGCUGAAGGAGGAGCAGUGUGUACACAGUUACCCGUACGACUGGCGCAGUAAGACGCCGGUGGUGAUCCGAGCCAGCAAGCAGUGGUUCAUAAACACAGCCAACCUGAAAGACACGGCUAAGGAAGCGCUGCAGAAGGUUCGUGUGAUGCCCGAGUCGGCCAGGGCGAGUCUGUUGGCCAUGCUGGACAGACGGACGUACUGGUGUAUCUCACGUCAGAGGAGCUGGGGCGUCCCCAUCCCUGUGUUCUACCACAAACAGACCGGAGAACCUCUGAUCAACAAGCACACGGUGACUCAUAUAGCCAAUGUGUUUGCGGAGAAAGGAAGUGACAGCUGGUGGGCGGAGCCUUUGGAAACACUACUUCCUCCUGAUGUACUGAAGAAGAGUAAGGCCGGAGACGUGACGGAUUACGUACGUGGUGAGGACGUGCUGGACAUCUGGUUUGACAGUGGGACAUCCUGGGCUGCUGUGCUACAGGCGGGUGAGGAAGGUGACAACAGAGGCAAACUGGGCUGGUUAAGCAAACAAGAGGCCGACCCGAGGGCCGACGUGUACGUAGAAGGGAAGGAUCAGAUCGGCGGCUGGUUCCAGUCGUCUCUGUUAACUAGUGUAGCGGUGCGCAAUAAAGCCCCGUACAAGAAGUUGGUGGUCCAUGGAUUUGUGCUCAGUGAGAAAGGAGAGAAAAUGUCCAAGUCCCUGGGGAACGUCGUCGACCCCAACGUUGUCAUUAACGGAGGAACGGAUCCGUCUGUUUCUCCUCCGUAUGGUGCAGACGUGUUGAGGUGGUGGGUUGCAGAGUCCAACGUUUUCUCUGAGGUCCAGAUCGGACCCAAAGCACUGAACACUGCCAGAGAGAGCAUCAACAAGCUGAGGAACACUCUGAGGUUCUUGCUGGGGAACCUGCAGGGUUUUGACCCUCGCACUCAGGCAGUGGACUCCAAAGACAUGCACUACAUCGACCAGUACUUACUGCACCUGCUCCGAGAGUACAGCAUCAAGGUAACCGACGCCUACAGCGAGUUCGACUGCGGCCGAGUGAUUCGUCUUCUUCAGGCCUUCAUCACCCGAGAUCUGAGCAACUUCUACUUCAGCGUCAUCAAAGACAGGCUGUAUUGUGAUGCGGAGGACUCAUUAGGCAGGCGGUCGUGUCAGACGGUCCUUGAGGAGAUUUUAGACGGUGUGACGCGCUCCAUCGCUCCGAUCCUGCCUCACCUGGCUGAAGAGGUGUACCAGCAUGCACCAGGGCAUGACGAAGGUGAGACUCUGUUCCGGAGCGGUUGGAUUAAAAGCAGCUCUGUGUGGAGGAAGCCCGGAUUGGAGGAAGCUGUGGAGGGGGCGUGUGCCAUCAGAGACUCCUUCCUGUCCUCCAUCCCAGGAUGCAACGCGGCCGAGUACGACCUGACCAUCGCCAUCGAGCCCGGCCUGUUCUUUGAGCUGAUGGAGUCCCUGCAGGAGGAACCGACCUCGACGUCGUCCCAGCUGACGGAGCUGAUGAUGGCGUCACGCACCACGCUGACCGAAGCCCUGCCCCGAGACCUGCCCUCUGACGCCGUCAUCAGUAAGGGGAGCUUCCUGAUCAACCUGGAGGGUGGUGUUAUCCGUGAAGAGAGCGCGUACUCCGUAGCCGCGGUUCCCAUCUCUCUGUCCCGCUGCCCUCGGUGCCGCCGCUACACCUCGGACACGCCCGAAUGCCUGUGCUCACGGUGCCAAGCGGUCAUCCAGAACGCCCAGUAAAACCAGUCACACCUGCACUUUCCCAGCUCCGCCCACUCUGGCCAAUAUAAGUGAAGCUUCAGAACGUUUCCUACCCAUAAUUCCUGAUGCCGGACGCGGCGCGUGUUCCAGUGAUGAUGUACGUAACCGAUAAGUUUAAGAAGUGAGACGUUAUGUUUCUCGCUCUGGGUCGAGGGACGGAAUCUGCGAUUGUGGUGAAAACCGACGGCCACAAACUCCGCCCUCGAUCUGGAAACUCCGCCCUCAGGGUCACCACGGGGCAGUAAGGAUCACGGGCGUGUGUGUGUGUGUGUGAGAGGUACAAAGAUAAUGCUAGAGCCUUUAAAAGAAAACGAUGGAAUAUGUUUUAUUUUUAUUUACAUUAUUAAAUCUAAACGUGUGUUUUGUAGAGAGCGAGAAGAGAGAGAGAGAUAUUUAACUGUGUAAAGAAAUAAAAGCUCUCGGUGAGCCGAGCUCUCGCACCGAGCUCUCGCACCGAGCUCUCGCACCAAGCUCUCGCGCCGUCUACCUGUAAAUGAAACUGCUUUGUACUGAACUGUUGAUUUCCUUCUGCACAAAUGGAUUCAUUAAAAAAAAAGGCAAAAACAAA
Molecule: messenger RNA, 3671 nt
Organism: Tachysurus vachellii
Lineage: Eukaryota; Metazoa; Chordata; Actinopteri; Siluriformes; Bagridae
Gene: iars2
Product: isoleucyl-tRNA synthetase 2, mitochondrial
Exons: 24
Coding region: 65-3082 (1005 amino acids)
Biological process (GO): isoleucyl-tRNA aminoacylation
Cellular component (GO): cytosol
Molecular function (GO): ATP binding; tRNA binding; aminoacyl-tRNA deacylase activity
Source: RefSeq, a predicted model, not a curated record